Molecule: messenger RNA, 347 nt
Organism: Racocetra fulgida
Lineage: Eukaryota; Fungi; Glomeromycota; Glomeromycetes; Diversisporales; Gigasporaceae
Source: the annotation of a GenBank genome assembly
CUAAAGGGCAUGUGUUAUUACUUCGAAAAAGAAAUAUUCAACCUCCUGUUCGAAGACAUAAUAAAAACCAGGUUGAUCUAGAAAAUAUUUUAGAUCAGAGUGGUGCAGAUAAGAUUGAUUUAGAAAAUAUUUCAAAUCAAAAUAAUGUGGAUGAGAUAAUUGAACUUCAGAGAAGUAGUGCAAAUCAAGAUGAUGCUAAUAAGAUAACUGACCAUAUGCAAGAUUUUAACAUUUCUACUCCUGCAUCAAACAAAAUAACUAACUAUGCACAAGAAUCUGAUACUUCUAUUUCUUUAGAUACACAAGAUGAUAUUGAUGAGAUAGAAUAUAAUACUUUAACACCUGCA